Messenger RNA from Melitaea cinxia (Glanville fritillary), 2541 nucleotides. It is a transcript of the gene Tkz, whose product is annotated as discoidin domain-containing receptor 2-like. Gene Ontology annotation, cellular component: signaling receptor complex. The record is from RefSeq and is a predicted model, not a curated record. Gene Ontology annotation, biological process: multicellular organism development; cell surface receptor protein tyrosine kinase signaling pathway; protein phosphorylation. The transcript is spliced from 14 exons. The coding region runs from base 16 to 2541 and encodes 841 amino acids. NCBI's taxonomy places the organism in Eukaryota, Metazoa, Arthropoda, Insecta, Lepidoptera, Nymphalidae. Gene Ontology annotation, molecular function: protein tyrosine kinase collagen receptor activity; ATP binding; collagen binding.
AUCGCACCCCUCGGCAUGGAGAGCGGGAUGAUCCCCGACCGAGACAUUACAGCCAGUUCAUCCUUCAACGAUGGCAACGUCGCACCACAGAACGGACGAUUGAACCAAGAGAUUAAGGGCGGUGCGUGGUGUCCGAAGCCUCAAAUCACGACGGAAUCGACGGAGUGGCUGGAGAUAGACCUCCACAAUGUGCACGUGAUCACGGGGGCGGGGACGCAGGGGAGGUUUGGGAACGGCCAGGGUGCGGAGUAUGCGGAGGCGUACAUACUGGAAUACUGGAGACCGAAGUUGGGGAAGUGGGUCCGGUACCGCGCUGCUGAUGGACAAGAGAUCCUUUCGGGCAACACGAACACGUACUUAGAAAAGAAGAACCACCUGGAGCCGCCGAUAUGGGCGUCGAAGAUCCGCUUCAUACCCUACAGUUCCCAUCGACGUACAGUCUGCAUGAGGGUCGAGCUCUAUGGGUGCUAUUGGAGCGUGGGUAUCGUGUCAUACUCGAUACCGAAAGGUGACAAACGCAGCAACGGUAUCGAACUAACCGACAUGAUAUACGAUGGGCAGUGGGGUGAUGAACUUCGCGGCGGUCUGGGGCAGUUGCUCGAUGGGCAGUUUGGAGGAGAUGAGAUAAGGGAAGCGGCUAAGAGUUCAGCCUGGGUGGGUUGGAGAAACGACUCGAGGCCGAAUCCGCCCGUCCUUAUCUUCGAGUUUGAUAAAGUGAGAGAAUUCAGCGCCGUUCACCUCUACUGCAAUAACAAGUUCAUGAGAGAUGUCCAGGUAUUCUCCGAAGCGAUAAUAACAUUCUCAAUAGGAGGUCGACAUUUCCAAGACGAACCCAUCCGCUACACAACAGUCGAAGACAAUAUAUUCGAAACAUCUAGAAACGUUAGCAUCAAACUACACCAUCGUAUAGGGAAGUGGGUUCGGAUAGAGCUGCGCUUCUCAGCGAGGUGGAUCCUCAUUAGUGAGGUGCUGUUUGACUCUGAUGUCGCUCAAGGCAACUACACGCCAGAGAUCCUCAAGCCCACAACUAAGGACAAAACAAAAAUACCCCCCACGAAAGACUUACCAAUAUCAACCGCCCGUCAAGAAGACCCGUUAUACAUGGCUAUAGUAGUCGGAGUACUAACUGCUCUAGUAAUACUGUUAGCAGUCGCAGUAUUCCUGAUCAUACAUAGACAUAGGCACAGGAAAUGCUUUGCAUCGCCCUUAGCUAAAACGGCUAUAGCACAAAAGAGGACGGUCGAGAAUUACAAUCCGUGUGGCACUUCCAUGUUACCUGAGAACAAGAUGAUAAUAGAAUGUCCGGACGUCAAAUCGGAUGAGUAUCAGGAACCGUACCAAGCUUUAAAAUGCGCUCCGUAUUUCAAUUAUAGCACCGUCUUGUUGGAAAUGAAGGACUUCGUAAAGGAUUCGAAUACCGCUUUGUCUGAUAGUUCAAAUUACGACUACGCAGUCCCUGAACUCAGCUCAGCUCCACUUCUUACCAAGCGGAGGUUAGACAGCCUCUCAGAUCGAGCCACUGAGCUGGUCAGCGACCACAUGGAGACCCUGGAACUGGAGACGAGGAGGUCAGCUGGGUCCAUCAGAUCGAAACAUAGCACCAGGUCUCCCAGCCAGCAAGAAGUCCUGAUCGAUCUGAAGCGUCGUCUGGAAAAUACGAAUGUUAUCGAGUUCCCUCGACAUCGCCUUCGCAUGAUAUCGAAACUAGCUGAAGGUGCAUUUGGCACUGUAUACGUAGCUGAAGCAGAUGGCGUACCAGAAUACAACGGUACCAUAACGUCGGAAAAACGCCUAGUGGCUGUCAAGUUUCUCUGCCACGACGCAUCGGCCAAGGAGAGGUAUAUCAUGGAGGAUUUCGAAAGGGAUGUUCGCAUACUCGCCGCCCUAUCUUCUCCCCACCUAGCAAGAGUUUUAGGGGCGUGUCGCUCCCCACCCCUGGCUGUCGUGUUGGAGUAUUUGGAACUAGGUGACCUGUGUGCGUUUCUACGCUCAUCGCCGGCGGGUAGUGUGAGCUCGGGUACUCUACUUCAUAUAGCGACUCAGGUAGCCGCAGGGAUGCACUACCUGGAAUCACUCAACUUUGUACAUCGGGACCUCGCGACCAGGAAUAUUCUAAUCGGGAAAGGUUAUCAAAUAAAGAUAAGCGAUUUCGGAACAGACAAUGAGGCCUAUGCUUGUGAUUACUACAAAGUCGAUGGUAGGAUUCCUUUGCCCUUGCGGUGGGCGGCGUGGGAAUCAGUACUUAGAGGAAAGUACACCACUAAAACUGACGUUUGGGCCUUCGCCGUGACCCUUCACGAGAUAUUCACCAUGUGUAGACGACGACCUUACGAACACCUUAAUGACGCUGAGGUACUUGAGAAUCUUUCUCAUCACCAAGCUGACGACGGCCUCUUCGAAUGCAUAGACCGCUGCCCGGGUCUGCCUCGAGACAUAUACGAAUUAAUGUGCGAAUGUUGGAGACGAGACGAAAUCGAGAGGCCGACCUUUGCUGAAAUCAACCUCUUUUUACAAAGAAAAAGCCUCGGGUACCCUUCGUGA